Mangifera indica (mango) is the source of this 784-nucleotide messenger RNA. RefSeq names its product eukaryotic translation initiation factor 5A-2-like. Lineage: Eukaryota; Viridiplantae; Streptophyta; Magnoliopsida; Sapindales; Anacardiaceae. Gene Ontology annotation, molecular function: translation elongation factor activity; ribosome binding; RNA binding. The transcript is spliced from 5 exons. Bases 91 to 570 code for a protein of 159 amino acids. The record is from RefSeq and is a predicted model, not a curated record. Gene Ontology annotation, biological process: positive regulation of translational elongation; positive regulation of translational termination.
ACUCUUGCCUCUUAAAAUUCACAAAAAACACAAGACAAAGCAAAAACUCAAAACUCAGAGAGCAGAGAAGAAGAAGCUUUCAACUCAACCAUGUCUGACGAGGAGCAUCACUUCGAAUCAAGGGCCGAUGCUGGAGCCUCCAAAACUUACCCUCAGCAAGCUGGAACCAUCCGCAAGAAUGGUUAUAUUGUCAUCAAAAACCGUCCUUGCAAGGUGGUUGAAGUUUCCACUUCAAAGACAGGAAAGCAUGGACAUGCGAAGUGCCACUUUGUGGGAAUUGAUAUCUUUACUGGGAAGAAGCUUGAAGAUAUUGUUCCUUCUUCCCACAAUUGUGAUGUUCCUCAUGUUAAUCGUACUGACUAUCAGCUGAUUGAUAUCUCUGAAGAUGGCUUUGUGAGUCUUCUUAUGGACAAUGGGAGCACCAAGGAUGAUUUAAGGCUUCCCACCGAUGAUAACCUGCUAAGCCAGAUUAAAGAUGGGUUUGCAGAAGGAAAGGACCUUGUGGUGUCUGUUAUGUCUGCAAUGGGAGAGGAGCAGAUCUGUGCCCUUAAGGACAUUGGUCCUAAGUAAGAUUUAAAUAUGAUGCUGUGGCAUUAGCCAUAGCUGAUGGCCAUAGAACUCUUCCAUGUGUACAACCGACUUCUAUUAGUACCUUAGCAGUAUUACAGCUCUUCUGGCUUGUGAUAAACAAAACUGAAAGAAUAUAGGCUUCACGAAUCUCGUGAUGAACAGAAUUUAUGUUGAUAGCAUGAUGGAGUAAUAUAUAUAUUAUACUAUUCUAUUA